AGUAAGAGUGAGGCUCCGUUUGCCUCCAAAAAAUUUCGGCAUUUGCCGGUAUCGAGCGAAAACGAAAAAAAGCCUAAAAAGCCCGCUUUCAUUUUUAGCAUCCAAAAAUUUUGAAACCGCCCUUUCCUUUCCCAUUUUCUUAUUCGAGCCCGCUAAAACAAAAUUCCCAAUCCCUAAAUCACACCAGCACACUUACUUGCUACAAAACACAAACACAAAGUCAAGAGAAUAACAAACAACCACACUUUCUUCCUGCGAUCUCUAGGUCUUUUUGCACCAAAACCUCAGAGUCUAGGGCUUUAGUUGUUUGAUUUGAUUUGUUUGGUCGCUAUGGCGAGCGAAACCCUAGAGGAGAAGAAAUCAGACUUGGACGGAAAAGAGGAGCCGAAACAGGAAGAAGAGAAAGAGCAAAAGGAGGAAAUGGAGGAAGAUGGUAAAGAGCAAGACAAAGAUGUUUCUCAAGAGAAUGAAAAGAAAGACGUUCACGAGAAAGAGGAAGAAGAAGGAGAAGAAGCUGACGUGGCAAAAGAAGAGAAGGAAGGAGAAGAAGAAGAAGAAAAUGAUGAUGAUGAUGAUGAAGAGGAAGAUGCAGAGGACGAAGAAGAGAGCAAGAGAGCAAAGCGAAAGAAAGGAAGUUCUGUAGUAAAGAAAGAGCAGAGUGAGUCGAAGAAGAAACAGAUUAAAGGACCGGUAGAUAAGAAAGAGCCUGUGACUCCAGGCAGCGAGAGGCCAACUAGGGAAAGGAAGACGGUCGAAAGGUAUUCUGCGCCGGAGCCUGGCAGAUCAGCGACCAAGCCGUUGUCUAUUGAGAAGGGACGUGGCACACAGCUCAAAGAUAUUCCUAAUGUGGCUUUCAAGUUGUCCAAGAGAAAACCUGAUGAUAAUCUGAAUAUGCUGCACACAAUACUUUUUGGCAAGAAGGCAAAGGUGCUCAUUCAAUUUAUUCUCAUUAUUUGGUUGUUUCAGACACACAAUUUGAAGAAAAACAUAGGCCAGUUUUCGGGCUACGUGUGGGCUGAAAAUGAGCAGGAAAAACAGAAAGCAAAAGUAAGGGAAAAACUUGACAAGUGUGUUAAAGAAAAGUUGGUGGAUUUCUGUGAUGUGCUCAAUAUUCCAAUUAGCAAGGCUGUUGUGAAAAAGGAAGAACUCACUGUAAAAUUAUUGGAAUUUUUGGAAUCCCCACAUGCGACAACCGAUGUUCUGCUUGCUGAGAAGGAACAGAAAGGUAAGAAGCGUAAGGUUACAACAAGCAAAACUGCAAGCCCUGGGGAAGCAUCAAGUACACCUGCUAAGAAAAGAAAGCAAACAUCCCAAGCAGGAGAAAAACCGAAACAAUCAUCCAAAGGUGAUGAUGAUGAAGAUGAGGAUGAAGAUAAGGUUGAAUCACUGAACACUAAGGACGCUAAAGAUGAUUUGCAAGAUGAUGAAAAUGAUACCGUGCCAAAAGAAGAGAGCGAUCAUGAGGAAGGCAAAUCAGAGGAAGAGGAGGAUGAAUUGAAGGAUAAGACACCAACUCCAAAGACAUCCAAAAAAAUUGUGAAGGAAAGUUCUGGGGCUAAAAGUAAAGACAAAGUCACACCUGCUAAGAACCACCCAAAAUCUGUGAAAAGUCCUGUGAAAUCUACCAAAAGAUCUUCUGGAUCAUCGUCAAAGCAGGGUGCUACAGGCACUGAUGGGACUUCUGGUUCACUUUCUAAGUCUAAGGGAUCUGCAUCUAAGAAACAGAAGGUUGAAAAGGAAAGCCUAAGGGACCGUAAUGUUCCUAGUAAGGACAAAGGCACAAGCAAGAAACAGGCAGGCAAAUUGCCAUUAAAGAAGGAUCAAGGUAAAGCCAAAUCUAACAGGAAGGCUAAGGAACAGCCCACUAGAGAGGAUAUGCAUGCAGUUGUAGUAGAUAUCCUUAAGGAAGUGGAUUUCAAUACUGCAACUUUAUCUGAUAUUCUCCGGCAACUUGGUACACACUUUGGAGUAGAUCUAAUGCAUAGAAAAGCAGAGGUGAAGGAUAUUAUUACAGAGGUGAUUAACAAUAUGUCUGAUGAGGAGGAUGAAGGGGAGGAAGCUGAGGCUGGUGCUGAAGCUGACAAGGAUGAAGAUGGGGAUGAUGAUGCCUAGUUCAUUAUAUUGCGGGCGAUUAACCUGAGCACUGUGAAAUGUAAGGACUCUUUCCUUAUGAAAAUACCGUGCUGCGUUCGGUUGUACCAUAUGCAUUUGUAACUCUUUUUUUCGUUCAAGUAGUGUUGAGCUGACCAUAAUUUUUAGCAGUUCUGUCCCAGCUCCCCCAUCCUCUAGAUUCCCCUCAUCUUCUCAUUAAAAUUGUCUUUUAGAUGUAUUUACCAACUGUUCUACAAAUGAGUAGUGAAUGAUUUUCUUUAUUUA
Molecule: messenger RNA, 2376 nt
Organism: Ricinus communis (castor bean)
Lineage: Eukaryota; Viridiplantae; Streptophyta; Magnoliopsida; Malpighiales; Euphorbiaceae
Product: DEK domain-containing chromatin-associated protein 1
Exons: 12
Coding region: 331-2112 (593 amino acids)
Biological process (GO): regulation of double-strand break repair; chromatin organization
Cellular component (GO): nucleus
Molecular function (GO): DNA binding; histone binding
Source: RefSeq, a predicted model, not a curated record